Molecule: messenger RNA, 5001 nt
Organism: Pochonia chlamydosporia 170
Lineage: Eukaryota; Fungi; Ascomycota; Sordariomycetes; Hypocreales; Clavicipitaceae
Product: DNA-directed RNA polymerase I subunit
Exons: 3
Coding region: 1-5001 (1666 amino acids)
Biological process (GO): DNA-templated transcription
Cellular component (GO): RNA polymerase I complex
Molecular function (GO): DNA binding; DNA-directed RNA polymerase activity
Source: RefSeq, a predicted model, not a curated record
AUGAAUAUCGCGCAGCCCAUAUCCUCCGAGAUCGAUUUCGUCGAAUUCAGGUUCUUGUCACCCGAGGAGAUUCAGGCCAUCUCCGUCAAACGCAUCGAAAAUGACAACACCUUCGACAGCUUGCUUCAGCCUGUGCCUGGCGGUCUCUAUGACCCGGCUUUGGGAUCAUGGGGCGACUCACCUUGCACGACAUGCCACCUAAAUCAACAAUCCUGCCCCGGCCACCCGGGACACAUCCAAUUGCCUGUGCCAGUCUACCAUCCGGUCUUUAUGGAUCAGGCAUACCACUUACUCCGAGCCACCUGUGUAUAUUGCAAAGGCUUCCGAUUACGCGCCGUGGACCUGAACAAAUAUAUAUGUCAGCUUCGUCUUCUCCAACAUGGCCUGAUACACGAAGCACAUAUCGUUGGUUCUCUUGGCGAGCUGAAUUUGGCAUCGGUCUCAGAAGAGUACUUGGAUUCGGGUGGAAGUGAGGCGGAUGAGGACGGCAAACCGAACGAAGCCAUUAUGCGCAAGAGAGACAAGUAUGUACAAGAGUGUCUCCGCCGUGUCAAGUCAAAACGAAAAAGCGAGAUUCGCAUGGGGAAGCAUGAAGGCAUGGCGCAAACUCGCCGUGAGGUCAUCAAACAAUUCCUCGCCGAUGUCAUCAAGAAAAGAAUUUGUUCUAGCUGCGAGGGUAUCUCGCCGGCGUAUCGCAGAGAUCGAUUCGUCAGUAUUUUUGAGAAAUCUCUGUCGGCCAAGGAGAAGGCAAAAAUGUCUCGGCGAGAUUUGCAACAAAAGGAUGCAUUGACCCGAGUCUACCAGGCAAAGCCGAAACCCACCGAGGAUACUGUUGAAAUACUCGACGGCGGUUCUGCGGCUGCUGAGCAAUCAAGCGAUGACGAAACCUCGAGUCCAGCGGCCGUCGACGUCGCGGCAUCUCAAAGAUACAUCAGCCCCAUGGAGGUGCGGGCUCGUUUGGCGGAGUUGUUCGACAAAGAACAAGAAGUCAUAUCACUCCUAUACAAUUCAAAGCUACCCGCCCGACACUCGCCCAAGGUUGUGCCUGACAUGUUCUUCAUAACAACUAUUCUCGUGCCGCCAAACCGCUACAGACCGGAGGCACGCAUGGGAGAGUCGCAAAUCUCAGAAGCCCAACAGAACUCACUCUACAAGUCAAUCCUGCGGAGCUGUUCAAAGAUCGCCCAAAUUUACGCCUCAUUAAAUGAUGGAACCACCGAUUUUACACAAUUACACUACGCCUGGGGGGAAACGCAAGAAGCAGUCAAUUCUUUGAUUGACAAGAGCAAGAACCCUGUGCGUGGUGCAGCUGCAAAACGCAACGAAGAUGGCAUCAAGCAGAAACUCGAGAAGAAAGAGGGAUUGUUUCGAAAGAAUAUGAUGGGCAAGCGUGUCAACUUUGCAGCCCGAAGUGUUAUCUCACCAGACCCCAAUAUCGAGACAAACGAGAUCGGUCUUCCGCCAGUCUUUGCAUCAAAACUCACCUAUCCGGAACCAGUCACCAGCCAUAACUUUCGAGAUAUGCAGCAAGCUGUGAUCAAUGGUGUCAGUAAGUGGCCUGGAGCCGUGGCUAUCGAAGAUGAAAAUGGCCACGUCUUGAACCUUCGGAACAAAUCAACCGAUGAACGCAUGUCACUCGCCAACCAGCUUCUCGCCCCAACAACAACAAACAGCCACUCUGCGAGGCCCACCUUGCACAAGCCGUCCAUGAUGGGACACCGAAUUCGAGUUCUACCUGGAGAAAAGACCAUUCGAAUGCAUUACGCAAACUGUAACACCUACAAUGCAGACUUUGAUGGCGACGAAAUGAAUAUGCACUUCCCUCAGAAUGAGGUUGCCCGUGCUGAGGCACUUCAGAUCGCAGAUACCGACCACCAGUACUUGUCUGGAACCCAAGGGAAACCAUUGCGAGGUCUGAUUCAAGAUCAUCUGUCCAUUUCGGUCAUGUUAUGUAGUCGCGAUACCUUUUUCACCCGUGGCGACUACCAGUCCAUGGUAUACAAUACAAUUCGGCCAGAGAGUGGUCAUCUUGUCAACGGGGGCAGAAUUCAGCUUGUUCCCCCAGCGAUCCUGAAACCAGUGCCAUUGUGGACCGGCAAACAGAUUAUCACCACUCUUCUCAAAAACAUACAGCCUGUCAACUGCGGUCCCCUUAACCUGAAAGGAACGGCACAGGUCAAGGCGGACCAAUGGGCCCCGAAAUCCGAGGAGGGUUCCAUCUUGUUCCAAGAUGGCGAGUUUAUCACCGGUAUCCUUGAUAAAUCACAAAUCGGCCAGAGCUCCGGUGGUCUGAUUCAUGCCAUUCACGAAAUUUACGGCCCAACUAGCGCCGGUCAGGUUCUCAACGCUUUCAGUCGGUUGUUGACUCGCUAUCUCAAUGUCAGGGCAUUCUCCUGCGGUAUGGACGACCUAAAGCUUACUUCUGAUGGUGAAGCAUCUCGGACGCAGGCACUGCAAGCUGUUGAUCGCCUUGGCCUGGAAGUUGCUUCGUCGUAUGUCUCUCUUGAAAAGAACUCAGACCCCACCAAUCCUUUGCUUCUGGAGCGUCUUGAGGAAGUUCUUCGUGACGAUUCAAAACAAGAAGGAUUGGAUCUCUUGAUGAACGCUGGAUCUAGAGAGAUCACAGAUGCAAUUCAAAGAGCCUGUCUUCCUCAAGGCCUUGAAAAGCCAUUUCCCCGAAACCAAAUGCAAGUCAUGACCACUUCCGGCGCCAAGGGCUCUAGGGUCAACGCAUCCCUGAUCUCUUGCAACCUAGGACAGCAAGUCUUGGAAGCCAGGCGUGUUCCUCUCAUGGUUAGUGGCAAGUCAUUACCUUGCUUUAAGGCCUAUGAAACGAACAUUACAGCCAAUGGUUAUAUCAGAAGCCGUUUCCUCACAGGAAUCCGACCACAGGAAUACUUUUUCCAUCUUAUGGCAGGAAGAGAAGGUCUUAUUGACACAGCCGUGAAAACGUCGCGCUCUGGUUACCUCCAGCGAUGUGUUAUUAAAGGGAUGGAGGGUCUAAGAGUGGCGUAUGACACGACCGUCCGCGACGCUGACGGUUCCAUUGUACAGUUUCUCUACGGCGAGGACGGUCUGGAUGUCACAAAACAAAAGUACCUCACCGAUUUCAGCUUUAUCCUUCAAAAUUUGUCAUCGGAAGUUGCGCAGUUACGAUACAACGCUGACAUCGUCGCACGGCUUGGGGCAAAUCGAGACAUCUUCACAAAAUACAUGAAGAGUACAGUCAAGCACUUCAAAGCCGGCAGCCUCAAAGGGAAGGAUCCGCUUUUAGGCACCGCGAAUCCAGCAACCAAUCUUUUCGUGUCGUCUGAGCGAUUCUAUGAUGCCAUGUCGUCCUACUUGAAGGAAAAUGUGGAUGGUCUUCUUCGCGAGAAAAACAGCACCAACGAGAACCAAAGCAAAUCUCAGCAGGUGGCCCUUAGCCGCAAGAACGCCGAGUUGGUCUUUGUGAUGAAGUACCUCCAGUCGCUGGUUGAGCCAGGUGAGGCUGUCGGUGUUGUGGCAGGUCAAUCCGUGGGCGAGCCGUCAACACAAAUGACGCUGAACACAUUCCAUUUGGCCGGUCACGCUGCCAGCAACGUCACGCAGGGUAUUCCACGUCUAAGAGAAAUUCUAAUGACAGCCGCAAUGAUCCCAUCUACACCUGCGAUGACUCUCCACCCUCGUGAGGGAGUCUCCGCAAGCGACAUGGAACGCUUCGCAAAGUCCAUCAGUGCCGUGCCCCUGUCCUACAUUUUGGAUAGUGUUACUGUGCAGGAGCGAAUCGGCCGCGGUCAGAUCUAUGGUCUGGCCAAGAUAUAUCUGAUCAAAUUCAAGCUCCACCCUUCACGGGAGUACCGGGAAACAUACCACGUGAGCAUUUCCGAAGUACUGAACUCUUUCGCGUAUAAACUUCUACGCCAGAUUAUCACACUCGCCAAAGCUGAACUCAAAAAACGAGGUGAAUUGGAGACUUCAGGCAUGCCUGAUAUUUCGCAGAAGGUUGGCGUGGUCGAGAUGGCAGCUCCGAAUGCAGAUGCUGAGACUGGUGGUGAUGCGGACGAAGAUGGAGGCGACGAUGGGGAUGAUGAUGACUACACUAAUGCCAAACAACGAUCUAAGCGCACUGAGGCCGUUUCCUAUGGACCAAAUGAUGAGGCCGAUGAUGAAGUCCAGAAGGCGAUGAACGAGGAUGACAUGGAUGUCGACGAGACGGGUGCUGAGGCUGUUGGCGGCGGCGCAAGCAAAGAUAAGCCAAUGCAAAACGGUGCAGACAGGGAAGAAGAAGAAGACACAGACGGCGACGUGGACAUGGAGUCGAGCAGCACCCGCGCGGAAUAUGUUGCAAGCAACUUUGCUGAGGUUACAAGCUUUGAGUGUGACGAGAAAACAGGAGAGUGGUGUAAUGUGACUCUCGAAUUCGACGCCACCGUUCCCAAGUUACUGAUGCUCAGCAUUGUCCAGAGGGCGCUGAAGAAGGCCAUGGUAAGGGAAAUCCGUGGCAUCGGUACUUGUCGAGUGGGCGAAGGGCGCAUGCUGCCUGAGGGAGACAAAGAGCCCAUUAUCCUUGCAGGCGGCAGCAACAUCCAGGCGGUUAAAGAGUUUGGGGAUUACAUCGAUCCAAACCGCAUUCAGACUAAUGACAUAUAUGCUGUGCUAAACAUGUAUGGCGUGGAAGCAUGUCGGAGCAAUAUCGUUCAAGAGCUAGACGGUGUCUUUGGUUCUCACGGCAUCAAAGUCGACGGUCGGCAUCUGAACUUGAUUGCAGACUACAUGACGAGAAACGGCGUAUUCACAGCCUUCAGCCGAAAUGGUUUGAAGGGUAAUGUCAGCCCAUUUACCAAGAUGAGUUUCGAGACAACGCUAGCUGUCCUCAAAGACGCGGUGCUCGACGGAGACUGGGACGAGCUGAACAGCCCAAGCAGUCAGUUGGUCAUGGGCCAGCUGGGGAAACUGGGCACUGGCAGCUUUGACGUACUCACAAGAUUGCCAACACAUCAUGUAGAAUCCUUUGCAUGA